AUGCCACCUCGACGACGUGCUCUCAACACACCCCAGACUCCAUCCCCUGCCACUGUAGCUCCCCCCAUAAACACACCCCAGACUUUAUCCCCUGUUGCUGCAGCUCCCCCCACUGCACCCACCCUCCCUGCAGCUCCCCCCGCUGCACCCACCCACCCUGCAGCUCCCCCCACUGCAUCCACCCCCACUGCAGCUCCCCAUGUUGCAGUGACUGCAACUCUUCAGAAUCCUCGCAGAAAUCGACGGCCCGCCACAAGGCUUCAAGGCAGUACAGCUCACAGGGCUGGUCCAAGCCGCGCGGUGGACGAUGGCGAGUUCAUCGAUCUUGACGUUGUUGACGAUGUCAAUGAAGAAGAGGACGGCAACCUGCUCACCCCGGUAGAAGCAGUCCGCACAGUCCCAAGCCCACUUCAAACACAGGCAGGUACCGAUUCGACUCGAUCCAAUCCGUUAGCCACGGGACGUCGAACAAAACAGGUAGCAUCGGAGGUGCACCAUUUUUUCACCAAAGACACAACGUCAGGGCAGCGCAUAUGGCCCAUUGCUUCAAAUUUGGCUUUGAACUGGAUCCAAGCCGCAGCUGCAGCUACUUCAACCAGGCCGGGCUCUCUAGCCACGGCUAAACCCAGCAACAAGCCGGAGCCGUGGCAACACUACAUCUAUAUCACUCCACACAAACCCAGAUGCAUUCUUAAUGUCCACAACAGCAUGAUAAGAACUUUUGAGCUAUGA
This is a messenger RNA of Suillus fuscotomentosus, 732 nucleotides long. RefSeq lists its product as uncharacterized. The coding region runs from base 1 to 732 and encodes 243 amino acids. The record is from RefSeq and is a predicted model, not a curated record. NCBI's taxonomy places the organism in Eukaryota, Fungi, Basidiomycota, Agaricomycetes, Boletales, Suillaceae. The transcript has 3 exons.